Paramecium octaurelia is the source of this 1419-nucleotide messenger RNA. The record is from the annotation of a GenBank genome assembly. NCBI's taxonomy places the organism in Eukaryota, Ciliophora, Oligohymenophorea, Peniculida, Parameciidae.
AUGCUUAAUUACAAGCGAGAAAUUUUCAGAAUUAAUAUUAGGCAAUAAAAGCAUAAGGAAAUUUUUCUUUAGAAAAGAAUUGUCUCUCAAUAAAAGGAACAGGAAUAGAACUUUGAAAAACUAAUAGAGGCGAUGGAUAAUGCAAAAAUUAUAACUUUAAGAAAUUUAGAUCAAUUAAAUGGCUAUUUAUAAUACUUUGCUUAAAAAAAAUUAACAAUUGAUUAAAUUUUAUUGGUUGAACAUAAUGCCGAUACUUUAAUGACAAUUUUAACAAAUCAUAUCGUUUAUAAUGUGAAUGAACUUACAAAAGAAAUAUUAACUCUAUUAGUAAAUCUAGCCCAAUUUUCAGAGAAGAUUUCCAUUAAUUUGUUAAAAAGUAGCUUUGUUAACUGUAAUAUAAUUCAAAUAUUAUCAAGUUUUAUUUAAAAUAGGAUAGAAGUGAUUGUAACUCUUGAAUUGUUGAUGAAUUUAUGGGGAAAUUCUAACAGUCAUUAAAUAUAUGAUUAAAAUCUCAUAUUAACAAUUGAAAUAUAUCUAGAUUGUUGCAUUUCGAUAAAUGAUAAUAUAAGCAUUCAUUUAAUUUCAAAGUGUUUAAAGAAUUAUCUUCAAAACAUAUGCGAUGAAAAUAAUUUCGAAUAUGAAUAUUUAAUAAAUAUAGUAAGAAAACUACUAAACUAUGGAGUUCAGAAGAGUGUUGAUUUUUUAGAUGUCUAAAUAGAGGCAUAUUGCUCAAUAGUUCAACUAUUUAAUCAUAAUUUUGUAAUCCAGGAUCUGAAUAUGAUUUUAAGCCUUUUAGAUUAGUGUUUAAAGAAACCAGAAUUAAUAGAAAUGAUUACAAGAAUAUUUUCAUAUUUCAGCAUAAAUGAGCCAGAUAGCUUUUAUGAGAAAUUGAUUAUGUCUGUGAUUCAGUUUAGUAAACAUAUAAUUAGAUCUUCCCUUAAUGAGCAAAUUCCUUGCAUUCUAAAUUUAUGCAGUAUAAUUUUCCAUUAACAAUGUGAGAAGAACUACAAUAUUUUAUUGCCUUAUUAUAAUGAUUCAGUUAUCAUAAUGGAGAUUAUAAGACUUUAGGAGGAUGGUUAGCCAAGAAAGAUAAGGGAGGCUGCAAUAAGAUGUAUUAAAAUAUUGAUUGAAAACUCGAAUGAACAUUAACUUCAGCUCUUAAUUUAUGGUAAAAUACACUUAAAAUUGAUGGAUGUGCUUAAUGAUUUUUCUCUUAAUUCAAGUUCCAUACUAUUUACUUUAAUUUCUUUGAAUAAUCUAAUAAAAAUAUAAAGAAAUAAAUAUCCUGAAUUUUUAGAACUUUAAAAUCUUAUACAUUUAACACAAUAUAAAAACAAGGAUAUUUAAAAAAUAGCUUAUGAAAUAAUACAAUAAGUUGAAGAAAGUAAUCACAAUUGUAUGAGUAAUAUAUUACUAUGA